This is a messenger RNA of Mesoplodon densirostris (Blainville's beaked whale), 4410 nucleotides long. It is a transcript of the gene TOB2, whose product is annotated as transducer of ERBB2, 2. Gene Ontology annotation, cellular component: cytoplasm; nucleus. The coding region runs from base 527 to 1558 and encodes 343 amino acids. Gene Ontology annotation, biological process: regulation of gene expression. The transcript is spliced from 2 exons. NCBI's taxonomy places the organism in Eukaryota, Metazoa, Chordata, Mammalia, Artiodactyla, Ziphiidae. Gene Ontology annotation, molecular function: transcription corepressor activity. The record is from RefSeq and is a predicted model, not a curated record.
AAACUUUUCAUUGACUUUGCUCACUUCGAGCAGGGGCGCGGGAAGGUGUGGGUCGUCGGCGGAGAGAAGCGAGUGGCUCGGGCGACGCGGGGCCACAAGGGCAAGACCGUCCGCCGGCCACAGCCGGGACCGUCUUCCGCCCCGCGGCACGAGCAACCCUCCGGUCCUCCAUCCCCGCGCCGUCGCCGCUGGCCGGCCCGCCCGCCCUCUGUCCCCCGCCGCUGAGCCCGACCUCCAAAAAGCUGAAAGAAUUAUUAUUGAGAGUCAUAGCCCAUACCCCCCUCACUCGCUCCCCCAUCCUCAACGAAGAAAAGGACACAUCGGCUUCCGGGAAGGGAGAGCGACCUCCGCCUCGCGCCCAGGACCACCCUGGAGGAAGAAGCCGCCCCGCGGCCGGCACACCGCCCCGCCGCCGCGGAGAUCCGAGUGACGUUGUCUGGAGCCCAAGCCUGCCCACCUUACAUCUCCUACCACUGUCCUUGGCUUGUGCACGUGCCUGUGCUGAUUCUCUGCCUGGGAGAGGACGAUGCAGCUGGAGAUCAAAGUGGCCCUGAACUUCAUCAUUUCCUACCUGUACAACAAGCUGCCCCGGCGCCGGGCAGACCUGUUUGGUGAAGAGCUAGAGCGACUCUUGAAAAAGAAAUAUGAAGGCCACUGGUACCCUGACAAGCCACUGAAGGGCUCUGGCUUCCGCUGUGUCCACAUCGGGGAGAUAGUAGACCCCGUGGUGGAGCUGGCCGCCAAGCGGAGCGGGCUGGCGGUGGAGGAUGUGCGGGCCAACGUGCCCGGGGAGCUGAGCGUCUGGAUCGACCCUUUCGAGGUGUCCUACCAGAUCGGUGAGAAGGGGGCUGUGAAAGUGCUCUACCUGGAUGACAGCGAGGGCUGUGUCGCCCCAGAGCUGGACAAGGAGAUCAAGAGCAGCUUCAAUCCCGAUGCCCAGGUGUUUGUGCCCAUCGGCAGCCAGGACAGCUCCCUGUCCAACUCCCCGUCACCGUCCUUUGGCCAGUCACCCAGCCCCACCUUCAUGCCCCGCUCCGCUCAGCCCAUCACUUUUACCACCGCCUCCUUCGCAGCCACCAAGUUUGGCUCCACCAAGAUGAAGAAGGGGGGCGGGGCAGCGGGUGGGGGGGCCGGGGGCGGGGCAAGUGGCCAGCAGAUCCCCCAGCAGCAGCCCCGCAUGGCCCGCUCUCCCACCAACAGCCUGCUGAAGCAGAAGAGCCUCUCUCUGUCUCUGCAUUCACUGAACUUCAUCGCCACCAACCCGGCCCCUCAGUCCCAGCUCUCACCCAAUGCCAAGGAAUUUGUGUACAACGGCGGUGGCUCUCCCAGCCUCUUCUGUGAUGGGGCCGAUGGCCAGGGCAGUGGCACCCCGGCCCCCUUCGGGGGCGGUGGGGCUGGCACCUGCAACAGCAGCAGCUUCGACAUGGCCCAGGUAUUUGGAGGUGGUGCCAACAGCCUCUUCUUGGAGAAGGCGCCCUUCGUGGAAGGCCUCAGCUACAACCUGAACACCAUGCAGUAUCCCAGCCAGCCAUUUCAGCCCGUUGUGCUGGCCAACUGACCGCCCACCUGCCCGUGGGGCCAGGAGCACCCAAGACCACAGAAAAGAGAAAGGAAAGGAAAGGCCAAAAAAAAGAGGAAAAGAAAAAUACACAAAAAUAUUUCCAAUUUUCUCACUCUAACUUCUAGAAACAAGAUCCAGCCCAGGCAUGGAGUGGGAGGGGGCUCCUGAAGCACCGAAUCGUGCUUAGCUCAGCCCCCUGCUGUUCUCCUGCCUGCCUCUGAUUUAUUCGGUUGGUUUGGGUUUUAUAUUUCUUUUUCUUAUUUUCUUUUUUACAUGUAGUUUUCUAUAUAACAUCUUUAAUUAGUGGCUUCCUGUGCUAAGAAUGGUCCAGAUGUGAAUUGCUGCUCCCUGCUCCCUCCCUCCCUCCCUCCCUCCCUCUCCCUCUCCCUCUCCCUCUCCCUCUCCCUCUCUCUCUCUCUCUCUCUCUCUCUUCCUCCCUCCUUCACACGCCUGGUUUAGGGUUGGUGUGUCCCAGCUCACAGGGAAGGAAGAACCGCGGCUGGGGCCUGGCCCUCUUCAGAAUAGGGAGAGACUGCCCCGUGUCACUGCCUUCAUCACCCAGCUGUCCUCUCACUCAAAGCCAUCCAACCUCAGCAGGCCUUCUCGGGCCCUGCCACCCAGAUAGGUCUGACUCCAGCCCCCGCUUUCUCUCAGGCCUGGGCCCUAGGGAGCUGCCAGCUGGCCACUUGACACCCUCCCCCUAGAGCUGAAGUUUGUGACUCCAGGGAGGUUAGCACUGUCUGGUAUCCCUUUCACCUCUGUCCUGUUGCCCCGUGCCACCAUUCCCACCUGGCCCAGACCAUCACCGAGGCCCUGGAGACCCAGCCAUUGGCACAUGUGGCCUCUCUCAUGUAGCCCCUUCUUUCCUGGGCCUGAGUUCGUGGGUAGGGAGGUGGGGUGAGUGCAGGUGUGCUUGUGCAUGCGUGCGUGCGUGCGUGAUUUGCUCUCCUGUUUUAAAGGAUUCCGAGCCAUGUGAAACUUCCCCUCUGGGUGUGAUUCCGGGUUGCAGCAAGUGUUUAUUUACGUGUGAGGGUGAGGAAUGCACUGGGGGUGGGUUGUCAGUCCUUUUGUGGGGUGCUUCACGUGGUGGCGCAAGACUGGCUGAACCUGACGCUCCCAGAGGAAAGCACUGCAGAAGGAACUGGUUUCCAGACUGCGGAGGGAUCUGCACUUUCGUUUGUUUUUGACCAAAAAAAAAAAAAAAAAAAAAAAAAAGGUUAGCAGUGAGGGGCUGAGGGAAUACGCAGCCUCUGAUACCUAAGAGAAGUCCCUGGACUCGGACCCUCCUAUUGUGUGACCUUAGCCCUGGGGUGGGAAACGCUUACCUGAGCGCCCUGGUGCGGGGUGGGGGGGAGUUUUGGGUCAGUGCCUGGAGUGGGCAGUCCGAAGCCUUGAGUUGAGACUUUGGUCUUUUGGCUGUAGAUGUUGCUUUAAUACAUUCUUUCCCUGCCUGCUUGAGAACCUCUUGCCAUCCCCUCACUGCCUGACCCAGGCCCACUGGGCCCAAUGCUGAUCUCAAGCAGGCUGGGCUGGACAGGCGCUUGGCCACGGCAGGUGGUGUGUCUGGAUUCUUGAAGAGCCCUCCCCACCUCUGCUGGAGAGAAUUUACCUUGACCCAACCCUAGUGGGCUAGCUUCCACGCCAUGACGCUUUGGCAAGUGGGCACGUAGCAUCAGGGCCCCCGUCACCAGAAAGUACCAAAGCCUUUGGCACCCCACCCUCUCCUCCCCAGCGACCCUAAGUGGGCAACUGCUGUGGCAGCAGGUCCGGCCCAGACGGACACUGCCAGCUGGCCUCCUCUCCCUGCAGUGGGCACCAGCUCUACCUCCCCCGCGCAGGGCAAUGCCCUGGCUCCUCGGCCCGGCACCGUCUGUCCGCCCUAGACUUCUCAGGGGCCGGCCCCGUCUGGGCCACCCUCUCCCGAGCCCUCAGCUCCCGCACAGGUGACAGGCCCAGGCUGCUCUCUGGGAAAGGUUGGAUGCUGCCUUAUGCCCCCUUCCCGGCCCCUCUUCCCCCACUCAUGCACACAGGCACCCACCACACCCUGGGCGGCUUGUUCCUCACCACAUACAGGGAGGGGGAGACCAACCCCUUAGUGUCUUUUGAAAUACGAAGAAAAAUGUGUGACCAGGAGCAUGUCUCCUGUGCUGGGCUCUUGGGCCCACUUCAGUCUGUCUGUCUCAAAUCUAGGCGUUUUUGCUUCAACUUUUUUUUUUAAGAAAACAAAACAAAAAUCUGCACUAAUUUACCUGGUUUCGUAGGAAAACUUUUUUUUUAUUUUUUACAUUUUUUGGUGUCCGUUUGUAUUGAAUAAUUUGCUACAUUUGUAAAAUGUAAGAGGUAUAUAUAAUAUAUGUAUAUUUCUAACGUAAAAGUAAUUUUUUUCUUUUCAAGAUUUUUUCUUAAGAGGAGAGAAAGAUAUUUUUUCAGGAAAAACAAACUUUAAAAUAAAAAAAGAGGAGAAUAAAACCUAUUUCUCCCCUUUCCCCAUCCUCUCUCUGUCUACCCCUCUUUCCCAGGAACAAGUCAAAAGGUGGAUCGUCUUGUAAAGAAAGUAAACUUUUAGUCCAGAAUGAUGUCUUUUUUCCAAUGCAGUGAGCUGUAGGUUCUCUAGUUUGACCCCUGGGGAUGGGAAGGGGGGGCACUGAGGAGCUCGGGGGAGCAGGGUAAUGAAUUUGUUUUCUUUAGUGAAGGAGGAAUACAAUCAAGCGUUUUGUAUUCAGAAUGUUGUGCAAUAUUUUGGAAUGGAACAUUGGUGUGUUUAGAGAUUUAGUUUAAAAACAAAACAAAAAGAUUGAUCAAAUCUGUACAGUUUAUAUUGUUCCAGAUUUUUUUAAGUUUGUAUUAAA